Mizuhopecten yessoensis (Yesso scallop) is the source of this 1250-nucleotide messenger RNA. RefSeq lists its product as uncharacterized. The coding region runs from base 85 to 1110 and encodes 341 amino acids. The transcript has 6 exons. NCBI's taxonomy places the organism in Eukaryota, Metazoa, Mollusca, Bivalvia, Pectinida, Pectinidae. The record is from RefSeq and is a predicted model, not a curated record.
CCUAUUCCAGAGUGAACGCUAUAUAAGAGGGGUGUACAUUGUGAAAAACUAUUCUGACCUAAAAGAGGGCAACAUACUUCAACCAUGAUCCUGUCAGCUUGUUUGUGCCUGGUCCUGCUCAACUUGGGGUUGACAUCCGCAGUCGUCCAUGAUAGUGAUGAUAAGGCCACAGAAAUCAAUUACUAUGUAGUAAUAAAUUUUCAGCGGAGAUACAAUGACGAUUUUCCUGCUCUGGAGAAAAAACUUGAGGACGCAUCACGACAAUGCGAACUGAAAAUCAACACAACGAUCGAUACCUGUUUGGCCUGUAUUAAAAGAAACCAAAAUUCUGGCCAUUCACCAGGAAGUGUCGGAUUUGAUCAAGUUAUUUUAGGUAUUAUCCCAGCCCCCUUCCGUACUGGGUUGGACAAGUUUGGUAAAGGAUUGAAUUUCGCAAAGAAAAUCCCAAAUUUUAUUACAGGCACCAUUCCAAAGACAGCCGAAAACGUCGGAAAAGAGGUCGGUAAAUUUGUCACUGGUACGAUUCCGAACACUGCCAAAAAUAUUGGCAAGGAGUUUGGUACCUUCUUCACCGGCACAUUACCUGGAGUUACUAAAAAUGUAGGAAAGGAAUUAGGCACAUUCUUCACCGGCACGAUACCGAAAGUAGGCAAAACAAUCGGCAAUGGCUUCAAAAGUUUUGGUAACUCUUUGAAAGAUUUGUUCGGACGCAGAAGGAGAAGGGCAGCAUCGGUUUGUCCUUCCUGCGACAAAAUUGACAGCGACAAGUUAACUGCAGAGGAGAUCCGGAGGGCUGUGUGCGGACAAGAAUUAUUCAACAUCUUUGAAGAAUACGUCGAUGCAUCAAACGUCUUCCAGUGGCUGGCAGAUGAAAACGCUAUCGUUACCAAGGUGUCGUUCAAUACAGAUGAUACAACUAGUAAACCUCUACAGAAAAUUUUUACUGUGAAGCCGUUCACUGUCACCUACAGUAUUGGAGCUGGUGCUGCUUCAAAUGAGUACACAGAAACCAACGCAAUACUGGACAUCAACGACUACACCAAUGCUGCAUUUGGCGAUGCCCUUGCUAACAAAAUCUGGAAGGAAUACGUUCCUGGAGCUGCAGCGUAAUCAACGGUUAACAAAUCAACAGUUUUUCCUUGUUGUACUCUCACCUCUCACUGUUCUCAUUACUACAAUAUUAUAUUUUCUUAAUACAUUUUGUUUACAUUUUUCUUUUUAACCUAACUCAAUAAAUAUUUCUUCAAAGC